AUGACCGCUUCCAACUUUGAGGUCUGGACCGUGGAGGAGCCUUACGUCGACUGCCACUGCAAGCUCGGCGAGGGGCCUUUACGAAAAGGAGACCAACACACGAUCCAGCUUGACCGCCCCGUGACGGUGACUGCCGAUAUCGAGGGUGUCAACCCGGCGGAGAAGAUUCUCAUCGGCAUCAAGUACGGCCUCGCCGUGCUGGACCGCAAGACUGGAACGUACGAGUACGUGGCUAAGCUGACCGAAUCCCCCAACGAGAGGGUACGAACCAAUGAUGGUGGAGCGGAUAUCAAGGGAAGGUUCUGGUUGGGAACCAUGACGGACUUUAACCUGGGCGAAUUCCAGCCGGAAGGUGGUCUCUUCCGCUUCGACAGCAGCGGCAGCUCGGAGCUGAUCAAGGAGCUCACGAUCCCCAACUCGGUCGGCUGCGAGAUCUUCGCCUUUGACUAUGACGUGGAGACGGGCGAGAUCUCGAACAAGCGCCUCUUUUACAAGCACGAGGGCUCGGGCGGCCCCGACGGGUUCCGCGUCGACGUCAACGGGUUCAUCUGGCACGCCGUGUACGGCGAGUCCAGGGUUCUCAAGAUCAACCCCGAAGGCAAGCUCGUGGGCGAGGUGAGGCUGCCUACGCGCAACAUCACCUGCACCCAGUUCGUCGGUACCGAGCUGUACAUCACCACGGCCAACGACGACGAGGCCGAGGGUGGCGAGAGGAGCAAGAACCUCGGCGGUGGCCUCUUCAAGGUGGACGUUGGCGUCGAGGGCCUUCCCUUGUUCCCUUAUAAGCUUCAGGUUUAA
Molecule: messenger RNA, 798 nt
Organism: Parascedosporium putredinis
Lineage: Eukaryota; Fungi; Ascomycota; Sordariomycetes; Microascales; Microascaceae
Source: the annotation of a GenBank genome assembly